GACAUCAUUAAAUACCGGAGAGGAAUACCGGGAGACCUUAGAGGGUUUGAUUUAGCGAUGAGGAUUUCCUGUCGGAUGCGGCAAACCGACAUCAUUGUUCUGCAGAUAUAACUGAAAGUUUGGUCGUUCUGGAAGGACUCUAUCUGUAAAUCAAAGCCAUGGGGAAGGAUUACUAUAAGAUCCUUGGCAUAACUUCAGGCUCUAAUGAAGAUGAAAUCAAAAAGGCCUACAGAAGGAUGGCCCUAAAGUUCCAUCCAGACAAAAACAAGGAUCCCAAUGCUGAAGAGAAGUUUAAAGAGAUAGCAGAGGCUUAUGAGGUUCUGAGUGACCCAAAGAAGAGAGUCAUCUAUGACCAAUACGGCGAGGAUGGUUUGAAAACAGGUGGCACAGGCUCAUCUAGUGGACAAGGGACCACAUAUCACUACACCUUCCAUGGGGAUCCACAUGCCACCUUUGCUUCUUUCUUUGGAGGCUCCAACCCCUUUGAUAUAUUCUUUGGCUCUGGACGCCAACGGGGAACCACCAAUGGCACUAAUGACCAUGGUGGCGAUCAUGACAUGGACAUUGACAUGGAUGGAGAUGAUGAUCCUUUCAGUUCCUUUAGCCACUUUGGCUUCAAUGGUAUCAACGGUUUUCAUCACGGUGGAGGUCGAAGACAUCGUAAUGAGCCUCUUCAUGGUGGCCGGAGGAAAGUACAGGACCCACCAGUGGUACAUGAGCUUAAAGUGUCUCUAGAGGAGAUCUUCCAUGGAUGUACCAAGCGGAUGCGAAUCACUCGCCGAAGGCUGAACCCAGAUGGAAGGACAAUGAGGACAGAGGACAAGAUCCUUAACAUUGUCAUCAAGAGAGGCUGGAAGGAAGGGACCAAGAUCACCUUCCCCAAAGAGGGUGAUGAGACACCUGAAAACAUUCCUGCUGAUAUUGCAUUUGUGCUCAAAGACAAAGGGCACCCACUCUUCAAAAGAGAUGGAUCCAACAUCAUUUACACAGCCAAGAUUGGUCUUAAGGAGGCAUUGUGUGGCUGUACGGUGAACAUUCCCACCAUUGACAACCGAGCGAUCACAUUGCCCUGCAACGAUAUCAUCAAACCAGGCACAAUCAAGAGACUGCGUGGAGAAGGCCUACCUUUCCCAAAAAAUCCGUCUCAACGCGGGGAUUUGAUAGUGGAGUUCCAGGUGCGCUUCCCAGACAGAAUACCACCCCAGUCCAGAGAGAUCAUCAAACAGCACCUACCACAGUCUUAGAGGAAGUUCAGUGGAUUCACUGUAUGGUUACCACACACCGUUUUCCCCAAAAAAACAGACGCUGAAUUCGAAGAGGGACAAAUAUGUCGUAAGGACCAGAGGCUCAUUUGAUAUUUUGUUGCAGUUUUACCUAAUUUAUUAUCACUUUCUCUGAACAUGUGGAACGCUGAUUUUUUGGGAUUUUGAAGUAGUUUGUGUUUAUGCCGUGGCUCAUGACUUUCAACCAGGAUUUUAUUUUUAGAAAUAUUUUUUUAUUAUAAUUAUUUCCCCUUAACGGUUUUUAUUCUCUUUAUCAGCAUGUUGAAGGCAAACACUUACAAGAAAGACAGAGUGACUGAUUUGUUAUAUGGAAGGUUAAUAUUUUUAGUGCAAUGAUGGAUACGAGGAUAAUCUAACAACAGCUGGCUAUUUAUUCUGGAUUUGAAUCUGUUAUUUUGUAGCAGAUUAAAUUCCCUUCCCUUGUAAUAAUCGAUAAUCUCAUUUUAAAUGAAGUGGUCUAUGUAAGACAACUGCAGUGUUGGAGACUUCUGGAUUUGUAGGAUUUUUGAGCACCAGCAGAGCCAUCUGGUAACUAUUUGAUAUAUUUCCACUCCCUCACGCAUCUCAACAGUCUACAGGUGCUUUCUGGUAGUUCUUGAAGUAUCAGGUACUGGCAUUUAUGGUGGUGUGAUUACAGGAUUUUUGAGGUCACAGAAAUUUUGAGUGCCUUAAUGUGGCUCAAACCAGCUAUUUGCUAUUUUCAUUAGGCUAUUGUUGAAAAAAUACUCUAAUCAGAUUAAUUGGUCAUUUUUGUACCCAAAAACAAUGUAUAGCAGUAACCAUCAUUACAGAGAUAGUUUACUCAAAAAGGACAAAUUGGAAGGAAGAAUGUAGUCAUCUUCAUGGUGCUGUUAACAUAUAAUGUUAUAUUGUUUCUGUGGUACACAUGAGGAGUUAGCUAGCAGAAUGUCUAGGCUGUUUUUCCAAACAAUGAAAAGUAGAUGAUGACUUUGUGAAGCCAAAAAAUGUUAAAUAUACUAUAUUCUAAAGUGGAAGAAAGUCUUCUCUCUCUCUCUCUCUCUCUCUCUCU
Molecule: messenger RNA, 2313 nt
Organism: Sinocyclocheilus rhinocerous
Lineage: Eukaryota; Metazoa; Chordata; Actinopteri; Cypriniformes; Cyprinidae
Gene: dnajb5
Product: DnaJ heat shock protein family (Hsp40) member B5
Exons: 4
Coding region: 159-1244 (361 amino acids)
Cellular component (GO): cytosol
Molecular function (GO): protein-folding chaperone binding
Source: RefSeq, a predicted model, not a curated record